Centruroides sculpturatus (bark scorpion) is the source of this 1370-nucleotide messenger RNA. Its product is annotated as WW domain-binding protein 2-like. The transcript has 10 exons. Gene Ontology annotation, molecular function: chromatin DNA binding; transcription coactivator activity. Gene Ontology annotation, biological process: positive regulation of DNA-templated transcription. Gene Ontology annotation, cellular component: nucleus. Lineage: Eukaryota; Metazoa; Arthropoda; Arachnida; Scorpiones; Buthidae. The coding region runs from base 91 to 1251 and encodes 386 amino acids. The record is from RefSeq and is a predicted model, not a curated record.
GAAAAUGACAAGGGUUGCGUAAGCGAUGACGUCAUUCUUGCUUAGUUGCAAAUUGCGGCGAACGUAGGAAAUUGACGAAGAGAAUCGAAAAUGUCUUUGAACGUUGCCCACGCCAACGGAGGAGUUUUGAUAUUUAACGGAGAAUAUAUUCUCUUAUACUGUGAUGGAGUAGAAGUGCAGUUCGAAGGAGAUGAUGCAAAAAGUUUUCAUGGAGUCAAAAAAGGAAGGAUUUAUCUUACAACACACAGAAUGAUAUUCACCAAUAAAAAUGCUAGUGACUUUCUUCAAUCAUUUAGUUUCCCAUUUUUCUCAAUGACUUCAAUAGAACUUGAACAACCGAUUUUUGGUGCUAAUUACAUCAAAGGAAAAGUAAAAGCUCAAGCAGGAGGAAACUGGGCAGGCCAUGCAACUUUUAAAGUGAAAUUUAUGACUGGUGGAGCUAUAGAAUUUGGACAGGCAAUGCUGCAUGCUGCAAAAAUAGUUUCUAGAAACAUGCCAUCGGAACCACCACCUUACGUGCCCCCUUCGGGUCCCUAUUAUUCUCCUCCUCCUCCGGCAUAUAUGGCACCGCCUCAAGGCUACUACGGAUUCGUACCCCCGACCAACGUUUUCCCCAACGUUCCACCAGAAAAUACAGUUUACAUGACCGACAUGCCUCCUCCUUAUCCGGGACUCAACACCGCCGGAGCCACGGGAUAUUCCGGAAAUCCGCCACCCGCCGGAUUUGUCGCCGCAGGUUCGUAUUGUUUCCGAACAUCUCGAUCCUUUCUCGUUUGGGUCCUUUGCACCCACGUACAAUUUAUUCGUAUUUGUUUUUUGGUGUUAAACACUUUAUAUUUUGCAGUUUCUAGAAACAUGCCAUCGGAACCACCACCUUACGUGCCCCCUUCGGGUCCCUAUUAUUCUCCUCCUCCUCCGGCAUAUAUGGCACCGCCUCAAGGCUACUACGGAUUCGUACCCCCGACCAACAUUUUCCCCAACGUUCCACCAGAAAAUACAGUUUACAUGACCGACAUGCCUCCUCCUUAUCCGGGACUCAACACCGCCGGAGCCACGGGAUAUUCCGGAAAUCCGCCACCCGCCGGAUUUGUCGCCGCAGAUGAUAAAGCAAAAGAAGCUGCUCAACAACAGGCCUAUUAUAACCCCUACAAUCCCAAUUAUGCAUAUGUUCCUCAGCCAUACCAGACUUCUCCUCCCAUGCCUAAUGCACCACCCCCUUCGUAUUGGGAUGCAACAAAGAAACAACAAUGAAGAAUUUUUUCUUGUUAAUAAUCAAAUGUUUAUUAAUAAAAAAAGACAUUCCUAUUUUUAUUGCAAUUCUCAAAAUUCUAUAUAAUAAUGUGUAAAUAAUUCUAGAAUGAAUAAAAGAU